Molecule: messenger RNA, 1671 nt
Organism: Lycium barbarum (goji berry)
Lineage: Eukaryota; Viridiplantae; Streptophyta; Magnoliopsida; Solanales; Solanaceae
Exons: 4
Coding region: 1-1671 (556 amino acids)
Source: RefSeq, a predicted model, not a curated record
AUGGGGACAUCAUGGCAUAAUGUGAAUGGGAAGAUUUGGAUUUUUGUGGAUGCAGAAAUUCAAGUAGAAAUAAUGAGAGAUACAGAACAACUGUUAUCCUGUAGAUUCACUCAUUUGGGUGAUGGGCAAGAGUUGGUGCUUACAGUUGUUUAUGCGAGUACUGAUAGAAGUGGGAGAAUAGCUCUAUGGGAGGAUCUAUAUGACAUGUCUUCACACAUCACCAUCCCAUGGCUUGUGGGUGGGGAUUUUAAUGUCAUUACAGAUGACAUUGAGAAAUUUGGGGGUCUUCCUGUACAGUUUGCAGAAACAGAGGAUUUUAGACAAUGUAUAGACAUUUGCCAACUGAUGGAUCUUGGUUUUACUGGAAGUAUGUUCACAUGGUGGAAUGGGAGAUCGGAUGAGGCUUGUAUAUUUAAAAGACUAGACAGAUGUUUGGGAAAUCAGGCUCUGCAGAAUUGUUUUCCUAAUUUGGAGGUAGAGCAUCUCAUUAAACAAGGUUCUGACCACUCCCCCUUGCUGGUAAAUAUGAGAGCAGAUAGUAGACCAAUUAGGAAAUCUUUCAGGUUUCUUAAUUUUUGGGUGGAGCAUGAAUCUUUUCUAGAUGUAAUCAAAGAAAAUUGGGUGGAAUCUUAUGGCUCAGACCCCUUCUUUAACUUCCAUAAUAAGUUAAAAAAUGUGGGAAGAGCUCUCUCUAAGUGGAGUAGGGACACUUAUGGUGAUAUCUUCAAGCAAAUUGCAACUCUGGAGGAAGUGGUGCAGGUGCAUGAGCAAGAAUUUGAACAGAAUCCUACAGGGCUUAACAGGGAAAGGCUACAAAGGGUACAAGCUGAUCUGAUCAGGUUUUAUGCUAUUGAAGAAAAAUUUUGGAGACAAAAAUCAGGGAUGCUGUGGUUUCAGGAUGGAGAUAGGAACACAAAAUUCUUUCAUGCUCAUGUCAAUGGAAAGAGAAGAAAGCUACAAUUACAGAGAAUUCAAGAUCAUCCAGGUACAUGGCUGGACACUGAAGAGGAGAUUGCACAGGAAGCAAUCAGAUUUUUCUCAGACCAAUUCAAAGAGGAAAAUAUCCCUACAGAUUUCUCUAUGCUUGAUAAGAUUCCUAAAAUGGUUACAGAAGAACAAAAUCAACAACUCUAUGAAAUGCCAGAUGAAGCAGAGGUGAAAAGAGCAGUUUUUGGUUUAAAUGGAGACAGUGCAGGGGGUCCUGAUGGUUUCACAGGAAGAUUUUUCCAAGCUUGUUGGGAAAUUAUUGCAAAUGACUUGGUGACCAUGCAAUCAGGAUUUGUUAAAGGCAGGAGUAUUGUAGAAAACAUUCUGUUGGCUCAGGAAAUUGUACAUGAUAUUAGGAUUAGAGGAAAGCCUGCAAAUGUUGUCAUUAAGCUUGACAUGGAAAAGGCUUAUGACAGAUCUAUGAGAUUAGUGAUGAAGACUUUGAGUAAUUAUGAGAAGGUGAGUGGUCAUAAGAUCAACAAGCAGAAAAGUGUUGUUUAUAUGCAUCAUUUGACAUCUCAUAACAUUAAGGAGCUGGUAUUUUCUGUCACCCAGAUUCCUAAAAAGGAUUUUCCAUUCACAUAUUUGGGUGUACCAAUCUACUAUGGGAGAAGAAGGAACAUUCACUACAAGGAGAUAAUAGAAAAGAUUCAGAAUAGACUGAGCUCAUGGACUGAUUCAUAG